Messenger RNA from Menidia menidia (Atlantic silverside), 7034 nucleotides. The record is from the annotation of a GenBank genome assembly. NCBI's taxonomy places the organism in Eukaryota, Metazoa, Chordata, Actinopteri, Atheriniformes, Atherinopsidae.
CCCCCCCCCCUCUCCUCUCCUCUCUCUCCACCCGCGCACCUUUCGACUGCCACAAUAGAUGUUGCUCAACUACACGCACUCCGAUCUGCUCCUCUAAAGUCCCCGUCGCCGAGAUGGAGAGCGCGCAUACCAAGUCCGCCACCGAAGUUUUGGACAACUUCGGCGUGAACGAGAACACCGGGCUGACUCUGGAACAGGUCAAAGUCAAUUGCGAGAAAUAUGGACCGAACGAGCUUCCAGCCGAAGAAGGCAAGUCCCUGUGGGAGCUGGUGGUGGAGCAAUUUGAAGACCUCCUGGUCAGGAUCCUGCUGCUAGCUGCGUGUGUCUCCUUUGUGUUGGCUCUGUUUGAAGAGGGAGAGGAGACAACCACCGCCUUCGUGGAGCCUAUUGUCAUUCUUCUUAUCCUCAUUGCCAACGCCGUUAUUGGAGUCUGGCAGGAGCGUAAUGCAGAGAAUGCUAUCGAGGCUCUGAAAGAGUACGAACCGGAGAUGGGGAAGGUGUACCGCAUGAACCGCAAGGCUGUCCAGAGGAUCAAAGCCCGGGACAUCGUCCCCGGGGACAUCGUGGAGGUGGCAGUUGGUGACAAGGUGCCUGCUGACAUCAGAGUGACGUCAAUAAAGUCCACCACGCUGCGUGUGGACCAGAGCAUCCUCACAGGGGAGUCUGUUUCGGUCAUCAAACACACCGACCCAGUUCCUGACCCCAGAGCUGUCAACCAAGACAAAAAGAACAUGCUGUUUUCUGGCACCAACAUAGCAGCCGGUCGGGCCAUAGGGGUGGUCGUCGCUACGGGCGUGACCACGGAGAUCGGUAAGAUCCGCAACCAGAUGGCGGCGACGGAGCAGGAGAAGACUCCGCUGCAGCAGAAGCUGGACGAGUUCGGCCAGCAGCUGUCAAAGGUCAUCUCCCUGAUCUGCGUGGCUGUGUGGGUCAUCAACAUCGGCCACUUCGGCGACCCGGUCCACGGCGGCUCCUGGGUCAAGGGGGCCAUCUACUACUUUAAGAUCGCCGUGGCCCUGGCCGUGGCGGCCAUUCCCGAGGGCCUGCCCGCCGUCAUCACCACCUGCCUGGCCCUGGGCACGCGCCGCAUGGCCAAGAAGAACGCCAUAGUGCGCAGCCUCCCCUCCGUGGAGACGCUGGGCUGCACCUCGGUUAUCUGCUCCGAUAAGACGGGCACCCUCACCACCAACCAGAUGUCUGUGUGCAGAAUGUUCGUAACAGACAAAGUCGAGGGGUCGAGCUGCACCCUUCAUGAGUUCUCAAUAACUGGGUCCACGUAUGCUCCAGAGGGACAAAUACUUAAAGGAAACAAGCCCAUCCAGUGUGGAGACUACGAUGGACUUGUGGAAUUGGCCACUGUGUGCUCCAUGUGCAACGACUCUUCACUGGACUACAAUGAGGCCAAAGGGGUUUAUGAGAAGGUGGGCGAGGCCACAGAAACGGCUCUCACCACUCUGGUGGAAAAGAUGAAUGUCUUCAAGACGGACCUGUCUGCGCUCACCAAGGUGGAACGCGCCGGAGCCUGCAACUCGGUGAUCAGACAGCUGAUGAAGAAGGAGUUCACUCUGGAGUUCUCUCGUGACCGCAAGUCCAUGUCCGUCUACUGCACUCCGGUCAAACAGGGCUCCCAGAGCAAGAUGUUCGUCAAGGGGGCCCCGGAGAGUGUGAUCGAGAGGUGUCAGUCCUUGCGGGUGGGAACUGGAAAGGUGCCGCUGACACCCGCCCUGCGCGACCAACUGCUGUGUCAGAUCAGGGAGUGGGGGACCGGCAGGGACACCCUGCGCUGCCUGGCUCUGGCCACUCAAGACAGCCCGCCACGCAAAGAGGACAUGGACCUGGAGAAUGCCAGCAAGUUUGCAGAAUAUGAGAUGGGACUUACUUUUGUUGGAUGUGUGGGCAUGCUCGACCCGCCCCGGAAGGAGGUGAUCGGCUCAAUCAAACUCUGCAACGAGGCCGGCAUCCGGGUCAUCAUGAUCACUGGUGAUAAUAAAGGCACCGCGGUGGCCAUCUGCAGGCGCAUCGGCAUCUUCGGGGAGGAUGAGGAAGUGACGGGAAAGGCCUACACGGGCCGCGAGUUCGACGACCUCCCCCAAGAGGCUCAGAGAGAGGCGGUCAAACUGGCCAGAUGCUUCGCCCGUGUCGAGCCGGCCCACAAGUCCAAGAUUGUCGGAUACCUUCAGUCUUUUGAUGAGAUCACUGCCAUGACAGGAGAUGGAGUGAACGAUGCUCCGGCUUUGAAAAAAGCAGAAAUCGGCAUCGCCAUGGGUUCUGGCACGGCCGUGGCCAAGUCGGCGUCUGAGAUGGUGCUGUCCGAUGAUAACUUCUCCACCAUCGUAGCAGCUGUGGAGGAGGGCAGGGCCAUCUACAACAACAUGAAGCAGUUCAUUAGAUACCUCAUUUCCUCCAACGUGGGAGAAGUGGUCUGCAUCUUCCUGACAGCCAUCCUGGGUCUCCCCGAGGCGCUGAUUCCAGUGCAGCUGCUGUGGGUCAAUUUAGUGACUGACGGACUUCCUGCCACCGCUUUGGGCUUUAACCCUCCAGACCUGGACAUCAUGGACAAACCACCCCGCAACCCAAAGGAGCCGCUCAUCUCUGGCUGGCUCUUCUUCAGAUAUUUAGCCAUUGGAGGAUAUGUGGGCCUCGGAACAGUGAGCGCAGCCACAUGGUGGUACCUGUUUGAUGAGGAUGGCCCACAGGUGUCUUUCAAUCAGCUGCGACACUUCAUGCAGUGCACGGAGGACAACCCGAUGUUCCAGGGAAUAGACUGUGAGGUGUUCGAAUCCCGCUACCCCACAACCAUGGCGCUGUCAGUGCUGGUCACUAUUGAAAUGUUUAAUGCGCUCAACAGUUUGUCUGAGAACCAGUCCCUGGUGAGGAUGCCUCCCUGGGUCAAUAUUUGGCUGCUGGGAGCAAUCAUCCUCUCCCUCUCCCUCCACUUUCUAAUACUCUACGUUGAGCCUCUGCCGCUCAUCUUCCAGGUGACCCCUUUGCACUGGUCCCAGUGGAUUGUGGUCUUCAAGAUUUCCAUCCCGGUCAUCCUCCUGGAUGAAGCACUGAAAUACGUCUCCAGGAACCAUCUAGAAGGUGAUGAGGAGAAGAAAUAUCGGAGGAGAUGGCAGCUGAACUAAGAUCUCUCCAUCAACACACUCGCAUAGUUAGACACACACGGCUACCCUCUUCCCUUUCAAAUCUUGGAACCUUUUCCCCUGCCUUCGUUCCCCAACCCUGCAUGUCCAACAAACCACCACUAGAAAUGAGCAGGGCUUGCAAGAAAAGAGAGCAUUUGUGUUCCUGCGUGCAUGGCUUUGUACACAUGUGAAAGUAGAUGAGCAGCGGGCAUGUGCGAGGCCAGCGCAGAACCUCCUUCAUAGCUGUGUGAGUGAGAAACGACUGCAGAAAAAAAGGAUUAAAGUGCCCUGCACCUUUUUUUUUUUUCAUUUCAUUUCAUUUUCUUUUUUUUAUUUUUUUUUUUUAUUUCUCUGCUCAUUUGCUCCUUAUGACUGUACAGAACACAGUGGUGCGCAACUGGACUUUUGGUGAGAGGGAAGGAGAGGGAGAGGAGGAGAACGACAGUACUGGGUGGGUGGCGGAGGGCUGGGGUUCAAAUCCGCUCAGAGGCCAAAGAGAGAUUGAGAGGAAGCGGCCGUGGAAACGAAACCGAUGAACGCGCUUGCAUGAAAGAGCAUCAGCACAGCGCAUUUCAUUCUCCGGGUAGUUUGUCAUCACCCUUUGCAUUUGCUCUCAUCCAAAAAGAAAAAAAACAACAACUUCCUUUUGCCUGUCUCACUCCCUCUCCAUCUCUCUUUCUCUCGCUCUGUUCCGAGGGGGCAGCCGGGGGUCCGGGGGUCAUGGCGCCGUCGGGCGCUUUAGCUGAAGGUGUUAAUAGCUUAGGCUGCUUCGCUUCCUUUGGCUCUUAAUUCGAGGAGCUGAGGUCAGCUCACACUCUGGUGAAAAAAGAAAAACAUAAAAGAAAUUAAAUUAAAAAAACAGAUCCACGUCAGGAUUAAUCAUCACCAAUGCAAACCGUUUAAUGUGUCAAUAAAAGGUGGAUCUGAACAACAUAAUGCUUUGUGACAUUUUGUACAGAGCGGGCGUCUCAUCAUUAAUCCGUUCAUCUUUUAGCUCUAAUGUGUGUGUGUAUGUGUGCCUAUAGCCUUACUUGAAUACAUUGUUCAAAUCUGACUUCUUCUCAGCUUCUGAAUGGAACACACAAUGUAGUUUAAGAACAGGAACUAAAUCCGUUGAGUGUCUCGGCCUCAUCUGGUCUCGGAUCAUUGGUUUAUGAAGCACAGUUGGCGUUCAUGCCUUAUAAAACCCACUGCACCCCCACACUGAAGAUGUGGUCCUAAUAAUCGGUGUGUCGCUGCUCACCUGAAAGCAGCUUUUUAUCCAUGGCAGCCAGUUUCAUGCGUGCCCCAGCGUAGAUGGAGUGAAUCGUGUCCACCCCCUUUGCUUCCUGUGUGCUGCUUCCUCAGCUCCUCUUGCUCUGUGCUUUAGCCAUUUACUUUGGGUAUGUUUUAUAACGACUGAAUAAUAAUGUAUUUGACUGAAUAAACCCGUGGGGGUUCGGAUUGUGUCUUUUAAGUCCUACUUUUUUGGGGGGGAUUGUGUUGGGCCCUGGUGCUCUGUGGAGUGGCUCAGCUGUGUUUUUUUGCCCUCUUGUUGCUUCCACAUGUUGUUCGAAUGGUGGAGAGCGCUCAUUGGGAGAAUAAAUUUGAGGUGCUGGAUCAAAAACGGGUAUCUGCACACUGUUGGUUGAUUCUCAGUUUUGAUCAGAGCGCUUUUAGACAUAAAAUUAUUAAACAAAUGCAAAAACCUGUUGGAUUAAUGCUCCCAGAUUUGACUAGUUUUCUUGAUAUUACAUUAUUGCUACAGGAUUAUUUUGGGGUAAAUUUAAAGUGGCAAUUAAGAAAUUUCCUGAUUUUUUGGACAAACCAUUUUAUGGACAGUCUUUUGAAAAGUUUUGACAGUUGCACUCAUUCAAGGCAACUGUAUCCUUUUGAUAAAUCUGUCUUGGAGGGUAUUGACACAGUGUGCAGGUCAUUGUGCUUUCUCCUUCUUCCUGCUUCCACACCCAAUUGUAACAAGAACUCAUUUUCAGCGCGAUGGAUGGCAGCCUUUAGAAUUGGAGGAAAAAUCCAUCCUUAAACGUAAUUGCAGUCAUUUUACUACUGUUCAGUCUGCAGACAUCUGUUCUGCUGCUUGGUGGUGUUUUUUGUUUGUUACUCCAGGGGGAUAACUAGCCACACUUGCAUGGCUCGACACGGUUCCCAGAUGUUCCCACUUUCACACACUCUCUCUGGGCUCAUUCUUCCUAAAGCACGAUUGUAAAUCAACGUCAUACAUUAAGUAGUGCUGCAAGCAGUGGAGACGAAUACUUUAAAGUUAAUUAAGACGCAUCAUCAGGACAUCGGUCCAAAGAGAGACUGUUCCUUUCAUUUCAGAGCGGAAGCUGAAUUCUCUUUUGUGAACACAGGCUUUAUGAAAUCAGAUGUUACAUCCAGUGCUUUCCUCGAUACGUCAUGACAAUGUGGCACCUCUGUCCCGACCAGUGGACCCUGUCCCUCUCCCGGGUCUCCAUGGCUCUGUAACAUGCUGGCCCUCUGGCCACCAUGCACUAUAGCUCUGUAUAGCCUUGUUAUUUACUACUGAAUCCUCAACUCGGACGAUGAGGAUAUGAUCGCAUGGAACCUUGUUACUGUAAUAAUAACCUAUACAGUAUGUAAUAUUUAAUUUUUUUUUAAAAUUCAUAUUCACCUAGCAGACUUGUGAGAAAUCUUUUUUUUUUUCUUUUGUUUUUGAGCACAUUGUAACCAAGGAUGUCUUUUUUUCUUUCUUUUUUUGUGUGUUUAUUUCCUGUUUCUUUGUGUGUGUUUGUGUACAAUACAAGGUCGUUUCUUCAUUGUUUCUGUUUGGUUUUUACAGUUGCCGGGAUUUAGCGUCUUUUACUGGGAAAAUUAGAAAAACAAAGUUAUUGUGUAUAAGGUAGAGAGUAAUGCUUACGUUAAUUAGUGGCAAUGACGCGGAUCAUUUCAGCGAUAGCUCUUUAGUGUGAGGAUGUUCAAAAAAUUGUGAAUGAACUGUUUGGUUUACACUGAGUGAUGAGAAGCAAUGGGUCUUGGGUUAUGAAGUUUUAUGACUGUGGUUUGAAGGGCUUGGUGGGAAUGCAGGCUCUAGAGACCUAUGUCAGUCCCUUUGGGUCUGAUCUUUGGGAUGUCCCAGCAUGGUACUUAAAAGCCUCUUCGAUCUGUAGGAGAAUGCCAACCCCAACUAGCAGUAAAGGAGAAAUGAGGUUUGAUUACAUCUGAGCAGUGGUCACCUUCCUCUGUCUCCAGAGCCUGGGUUCCUCCUCUGAGAAAUAAAAAGGAUUCUCUGUGUUGCCUUGUUAAUAUUAAUUGUGGACACAUAAUUUUAUAAACAACUGAGACAUGGAAAUAAAGAUUAUUUAUCUUGUUAUUUAUCCAGUGCUUGUGAUCAUUAUAAUGCCACCAUAAUAACACAUCAAAUGUCCUCUUUCACAUCACCUUUCUUUGGAAGUACUUUCUGUUUUCUAAAUGCAAUAAAUACCUUAAAUGGUUAUUUCAAAAGUACAUAACCCCUAAUGGGGAAACAGAUGUUUUUUUUAUUUAUUUUUGUAAACGAGUGACCUAACCAAACUUUCUAUAUGCAAAACAGCACAUUUAAAAAAGUUGUCUGCAAACUGCAAAUAUUAAAGGCACUAGUAUGCAGAGCUCAAACUUGCAAUGCAUUGGGAAAAUAUAAAAGAAAAUAUGCAAGCUAGUGAGGCUCUUUGACUGCUAAAACAUGGUUUUAAAAAUGCUUGUUAAAUAUAUCUAGACUAUUUGAUACCUUAUUCAAAGCCUGACUGCAUUUCAGUGUGCAUAAUUUUCAGAAGCACCCCAGAGGAGUUGUGUGUGAAAUCAAAUCACCCAGUUUGCCCAUUCCAGUGAGCACCAGGCAUUAAUUCACCCUCUUAUUAAAUUAAAUUAUUUUCAGCCCAAGGAGUUCUGUGUUUCAGAUAUCACACAAACAAC